This is a messenger RNA of Parus major (Great Tit), 1822 nucleotides long. It is a transcript of the gene VEGFD, whose product is annotated as vascular endothelial growth factor D. The transcript has 9 exons. Bases 221 to 1282 code for a protein of 353 amino acids. Gene Ontology annotation, biological process: positive regulation of protein phosphorylation; positive regulation of mast cell chemotaxis; positive regulation of angiogenesis. The record is from RefSeq and is a predicted model, not a curated record. Gene Ontology annotation, molecular function: growth factor activity; chemoattractant activity; vascular endothelial growth factor receptor 3 binding. Lineage: Eukaryota; Metazoa; Chordata; Aves; Passeriformes; Paridae. Gene Ontology annotation, cellular component: membrane.
GUGGGCACUUGGCACCAGGCCAGGCAGGGAACAGAGCAGCUCAUCCCUGCACUGUGCUGCAGACAGGCUGUGUAAGGAUCCCACUCACCAGGCUCUAAGGCACAUUCUGCUUCUCCAUUCUCCCGUGGUUCUGCGCUCCAAACGAUCCCAGAAAUGAGAGAGAAGUAACAUAAAAUAUGUGUGUGGUGUAAGAACGUGUGCUGAAGUUUCAUGUUUCAGAAUGUACAAACCGUGGGCAACUGUGAAUAUUUUCAUCGUUUCUUAUCUACAUCUUCUGCAAGGAUCUGACUAUGAGAACGGAUCUGUGAAGAGAACAUCUCUGUCAGCAUUGGAGCGGUCAGAACAGCAGAUUAGGAGAGCAUCCAGCCUGGAAGAGCUGCUUCACAUCACUCACUCUGAGGACUGGAAGCUGUGGAAAUGCAGGCUAAAACUCAAGAGCUUGGCCAACUUAGACUCCCGCUCCGCUUCACAUCGCUCUACCAGAUUUGCUGCUGCUUUCUAUGAUAUCGACACACUGAAAGUCAUAGAUGAAGAAUGGCAAAAGACUCAGUGUGUGCCAAGGGAAACCUGUGUGGAAGUUGCCAAAGAGCUAGGUACAACAACCAAUAAAUUUUUCAAGCCUCCCUGUGUGAAUGUGUUCAGAUGUGGAGGCUGCUGCAACGAGGAGAGUCUCAGCUGCAUGAAUACAAGUACAACUUACGUGUCAAAAACGCUCUUUGAGAUCUCGGUUCCCUUGACAAGUGUUCCCGAGCCUGUGCCCAUUAAAAUUGCCAAUCACACAGCCUGUAAGUGUACAUCAAAUACCCAGCGCCACCAGUACACCAUCAUACGAAGAUCUGUCCAGUACCCAGAAGAAGAUGGAUGCCCCUUUACCAACAAAUUUUGCCAUAAUGGAUGGAUCUGGGAUAGUGACAAAUGUGAAUGUGUUAUAGACACACAGCACUCCAACAGACGAGAAGGACUCCCUCCUCUUGCUGAGCUGGCUAUGUGUGGACAACAUAUGGAAUUUGAUGAAGAAAAUUGUGAAUGCAUCUGUAGACAUAAGUGUCCCACAGAUUUCUUUCAAAGUAAAGAGAACUGCAGCUGCUAUUUGUGUAGGGAGAGCCAGGAGAGCUGUGCUCUAAAACACAAGAUAUUUCAUGCUGAAACCUGCAGUUGUGAAGACAGAUGUCCCUCCCAACCCAGAACAUGCCCAACUGCCAAACCAGUGUGUUCCAGGCAUUGUCGUUGUCCAAAGGAGAAGAAAGGUACUCAUGGGUCCCAAAGCAGAGAAACUCCUUGACUGAGCUUCCCCUACUCUUUGAAAAUCCACUGCUUUGCAAAGUAGCUGUCACUGACUUUCAAACAAUAGUAAACAUGAACAUCUUCCACAUUAAUAGCAGAAGAAUUAAUCCAGUCUGCAUUUAUUUAUUAAUCACUAACUGCAAGUGAAUCCUCUGGGACACUGGUAAUUGUUCUCCAAGAGGUAACAACAGCUGAUGAAUUUCUGGCUGCAUGGAAGAAAGAUUGGCAAGUACCAGUUCAAGCUUACAUUAUGGAAGAUGAAACUGUGUAUUGGAAAUAGAGUCACAGUGUCCAGCCAGUCAUUCAGAAAUUGAGACUUGAUAAUCUUAGCCUCUGAAUCCUUAGCUAAUGCAGCUCCUGGGUAAAACUUUCUUCAGAAAUUCAGUGUACAGGAUUUGGCUUCUAAUAGGUUCAGCACUGAGUUAUUUGAUCUACUGUCCAGCUUUGAUUAUAAUUUUGUGUUUAUUGUACAACUACUGUCAGAUGUGCCAUAUUUAAGUGUAUAUAAGAAAAUAAAUACAUCAGUUAUUCGAGUGGA